AUGGCUAGUGAAGAACAACCUAAUAGCCUCAAGCCCCCACCUCCAGCUCCGGCUCCUCCCUCUCUCCCUCACUAUCCGGAGUUGAUUAUGGCAGCGAUCGAGGCUUUGAACGACAAGAAUGGCUCGAACAAGUCGUCAAUUUCCAAGCACAUCGAGGGCACCUACGGAACUCUCCCAGCUGCCCACUCAACCCUUCUCUCUCAUCAUCUCAACAACAAGAUGAAAGCAAGUGGUCAGCUCGUCAUGGUCAAGAACAACUACUUAAAGCCUGACCCUAACGCCCCGCCUCGCCGUGGCCGUGGUCGCCCUCCGAAGCCCAAGGCGGCGCUUCCGACGGACACUGUGGUGUCUCCACCGCGACCAAGGGGUCGGCCACCAAAAGCUAGGGACCCACUUGCUCCUGCACCACCACCCAAGAUGACGGCAACGUCGAGUUCUAGUGGAAGGAAACGUGGGAGGCCACCGAAGGCGGCUAAGGCUUCUCCGGCACCACCGCCGGUAGUCGAGGACGGAAGGUGA
Molecule: messenger RNA, 519 nt
Organism: Ilex paraguariensis (yerba mate)
Lineage: Eukaryota; Viridiplantae; Streptophyta; Magnoliopsida; Aquifoliales; Aquifoliaceae
Source: the annotation of a GenBank genome assembly